Molecule: messenger RNA, 5154 nt
Organism: Adineta ricciae
Lineage: Eukaryota; Metazoa; Rotifera; Eurotatoria; Adinetida; Adinetidae
Source: the annotation of a GenBank genome assembly
AUGGUCGAAACACAAUUUCGUACAAUUACGAUCACUGAUAUUAGUGAAACAAGUUUGGAUGAAAUCGAUCCCAAAGAUGACAAAUUUCUGCCAUGUCCAUGUUCAAACACCUCGAUAGUUUAUAAAAAAUUUGUUUCCCAUCACAUAACAUAUCAUCCUGUCUGUCUGAGCUACUUCAUCACUCAACAAUGGAUCAAAGCUCUAAAUUCACCAAAUGCCAGUCGAUAUAUACCAGGAGAUUUUCGAAUGAUAGCUCAUUCUCAGUUUCAACUUUUGGCUGAUUUUUGUUCUCGCAUUAAAGAGAUGAUCUCCCAGGCUGAAGCUGAAAUUGGUAAUUAUGAAUUAAUUACUGUUGAUCUUCUUUCUAAAAAACAACUUGAAUCAAAAGUGAACACUACUGUCGAAUCAGUUCGGAAUAGUACAUCGAUUCGAUUGAUGUCAUAUGUUGAUUAUAUUAAUACUACUACUCAAUCAAACAAUUACAUUUCUGCCCUCAAUACAAAUACAAAGAUUAUAACUGAACUUCAUCCAAUGAAAAAGUACAUUGCUAAGAAAUAUGCGUCAUAUUACGUUCUAAAACAGUCUAUACACGGAGCUCCGUGUGGAGGCCCAGAUGUAUUUAUGGAGGCUGUUUUUUAUGCAACACAAAGUCCUGCAGAUUUGAAGCGAACAUUAGUAACAGCAUAUGAUCUACCCUCUAAUAAACCUAUUAUUGGAUUUUCUGCAGCAUGUACACCUUUUGAAGGUUUUCUUCGGAGUACACUCGAUUGUCUAUCUGAUGAAGAAUGUAUUCAAUUAUUAAUCGAAUAUAUUCCAUCUAUUACCCAAACAAAUUUCAAUUCGACUAAUUCAAUUCUUUCUUCAACACAGCAAAAUCUUUCUUUAUAUGAUCAUUUAGAAGAUCUUUUCAUUGAUCAUUGGUCAAUAGAUACCAAUUAUUCAGAAUAUUUUCGACAAUGUGCAGCAUUAUCCUGUUCAUACACAACAAAAGAUAAAAAAAAUAUUUAUUAUGCAUUGACUAUUCUUAUCAGUCUUUAUGGUGGAUUUACAACCAUACUUCGUUUCUUCAUACCAUAUUUUAUCAAUAUGAUGUUCAAUCUCAAAUCUCAAUCAACAAAUAACAAUAUGACUAUUAUUGUACGUUUACGUAAAUAUGGUAGAUCAUUACAACAGUUGAAUUUGUACAAAACCGCCGCCGAUCGAACAGCGAAUAGUAUAAAACAGCAACAGAUUAUGACACGUGUCUACAUCAUUCUUCUUAUCGGUUCAUUCAUGAUUCUUCUUCUUUUCCAUACAUUAAAUACUGAAAAUGUUACUAUAACUGAACGAAAUCCAUCAUUCGAUACUUAUAAUAAUUUAAAAGUCUUAUAUACGGAUACAUUAAAAUGUCCUUGUUCUGCAAUGACAAUUCCUUAUAGAGAAUUUCUUGAGUUAUCUCCGAUUAUGCAUCAAGUGUGUCAUAGUGACUUUGUCAGUGAACGUUGGAUAUCAAGUGUGUCGGUAUUCAGAGGUACACCUGGGGUCUAUGAUUGGUAUAAUCAUGCUCGAUCUCACUUUCAAUUAUUAUCUGAUCUUUGUCGACUGGCUAACAAAACAAUUGAUGAUACAGUAAAUCAAUUACUUCUACAACAGUUUGCCGUUUCCAAUGUGUUAAAUAAAACUAUUUUUGACGCACAAAUAAAUGAAGUAUUGAAUCAAUCUUUUCAGUCGGCAAUGACAUCUUUUCGUGUAAUUGUCAAAAUAACAAGUCUUUUUACUCAAGUUGAUCAACUUUAUAUGGGAUGGUCACAAAAUGGUGGUGGUUUCGAUGAUGCGAAUCUAUUCGUUGAUCAUUUGGAAAAUAAAACAAUCAAUAAAACAUCAUUAAACCUUACAUUCAAGUUAAUUGAAAUACAUGAUACGAAAUCAUCGUUAGUUAAUUGUAUUUGCGCAACAAAUCCUUAUUGUCAGCAUAUUUAUUAUUUGCGAAGGGAUAGGUUAUCAUCGGAAAUAUAUUUCAAUGAUCAUUAUUCGUUGAAUGCAUCAGGCUUCACAAGAAGAUGUUCUGACGUUGAUUCUCUUCUCUUCUCGACACUUGAAUGCUUUUACGUUGAUUCCGAUUGUUUAACGAUUUUAUUAAAAAAUAUCUACUCGCAUAGUCGAUUGCGCUAUAGUCCACUGUUUCAACCUCUUGUGUAUAAUUCAACAAUUAGUCAUUUUCCACCUAAUACAUUAAUAAAAUCAAUCGUUGAAGAAUUAAUGAUCGAAGAAUGGAAUCCAUCUCUUUUCUAUGAAAAAUUUUAUCAAUCAUGCGUACCGAAAUAUUGUACUUAUUUAAAACGAACUCGUACCAAAGAUACUCUUCAAAUAAUCAUAGCAUUAAUAUCGAUAAUCGGUGGCGUCUCUAUUUCAAUUCGGAUAAUCGCACUUUAUCUAGUGAAAACGAUAGUAUUUUUAAACGGACUUACCACGAAAAAUCAACGAAAACCAAAAGCAAAACCCAACGAUAAUGUUACAGUUCAUCGAAAUUGUUUCGAUCGAUUGGUAAUGAUCAUAAGAAGUCUAAGUACACUUUUGUAUACUCAAUUGAACAAUUUAAAAAUUUUUUCUCCACGAGAUUUUGAUAGUCGUAUUGAUCGAAUAACUGCCAAACGCCUUGGUCAAUGGUCAACUCGUUUAUACAUUAUUUUAUUCAUUACUGGUCUUGUGAUUCUCAGUCUUUAUACUAUUAUUCGACCAGAAUCUCAAACAAAAAUUUUUUAUGAACCAUCUUUUGCUCGUUAUAAUCAUUUAGUUGAAAAAUAUAGAAAUCAACUGAAAUGUUUCUGUUCAUCUAUUGCAUCAAAACACAAUGAAUUUGUUAUUCUUGAACCUCAAUUCCAUCAAAUUUGUUCAAGUCCAUUUGCUUCAGAUCAAUGGCGAAUAAAUAUAACAUCUGGUCUUGUUCGCGAUCUUUUACCUUAUCCACGAACAGAUUAUCGUCGUUUUUUUUCAGCUCAUUUGCAAUUUCUUCAUGGGCUUUGCGAUCUUUCUCUCGAAUUAAUCAAUAAUUCAGUUCAUCAAUUUCAUACUUCAUUCUUCAUCACUACUCAACUUUUAUCUAAAACUGAAUUCAAUCAACGUCUGGAUUCUUCAAUAGAACAAAUUCAAUCAAAUACUCCAAAAGCAUUUACUCAACUUCUAGUUUUAAUUCGUAAAAUAAAUCAUGCAGAUGCUGUCAUAUCGACAUAUGGAACGAAUUAUGAAUAUAUUAUUCCUUGGAAUACAAUAAAUGAAGUUUAUGCACCUACUCAAAGUAUAACUUAUGAUAAUUGUUCUUGUGAUUUAGAUUUAAAUUGUACAAGUCAAGCAAUGUUUCAUUCAAAAUCUGAAAGAAUUCCAAUUAAAGGUUUAAAAAUUGGAUGUACACCAAGUGAAUCGUUUCUUCAAUCAACUCUUGAAUGUUUUUAUGAUCAAUCAUGUCUUAAACUUAUUGAAGGAUAUAUUAAUACUACUCAUUCUUCUAUUCCUCUUUCGACAACCAUGAAUAAUUUCUCAACCAACAGAACAGUAUUACAAUUAGUCAGCAAUCUAUUCGUCGAAGAAUUCUUACCAGCAAUCGAUUAUUCAGUUUAUUUUGAACGUUGUAAACCAUCAUAUUGUUCAUAUACAUACAUUCAAAAGUUCAAUGUAUUGUAUGUUGUAACUCUUGUUAUUGCUCUUCAGGGUGGUUUAAGUAUUUUUCUCAAAUGGAUCUCUCCUAAUAUAAUACAAAUCACUCUGAACAUUUAUUAUUAUUAUCAAAAACAACGAAGAAGAAAUAUUAUUCAAUCUUCUUCUUCAUCUAAUGAGAUGAUAUCUACUAUGUCUGUUAACGCAUCUGUUGAGAAUACUCUUUCACAAUCAGAAUCGAUUCCAAGAAACGUAUCAAUUCGAUGUACUUUCAAACUGAUCAUCAUCAUUUGUAUAUUAAUGAUAUGUGUCAUAACAUCUCUUGUUUUAUUCUCUAUCUAUUUUCCUCGCCAAGGUAACGAUCAGAAACAUUCAAUAACCAAUGUUACAACAGAGACAAGCUCAUCACUACCUAUAAUCGAAUCAAUAUGUAAAAUGAAAUUUGAAAUGAUACCUACAAAUAUUAGUAAUACUCUACCAAUAUUACCUGUUAUCGCUGAUUUCAACAAUGAUCAUCAACUCGAUCUUGCAUUUUACUAUGUUCGGAAACAACAUUUGUACGUGCUACUUGGCACUGGUAGAGGAACUUUUCAGCAAGAGCUAUUUUUUCCUAUUGGAAACAUUAAUCCAUCGAUUCCAAUUGUUGCUGCUGAUUUCAACAAUGAUCAUCAAGUCGAUCUUAUAUUUGCUAAUUCUAAUAGAAAACGUAUAUAUAUUCUGUUUGGAUAUGGAAAUGGAUCUUUUCAACCAUUGGAGACCGUAUCACUUUUGAUGGAGCAAGCGCCUACUAGUAUCGCUGUGGCCGAUUUUAAUAAUGAUAAUUAUAUUGAUAUAGGUGUAUUACCUAGUUUUGAGUGGGAAACUACCUUUUUUUUUGGAAUAGGCAAUGGAACAUUUUCUCGACAUAUACAUCGGUCUCCAGGUCUGUCUUUACCUAACUUAAAAUUUAUUGAUACUGCUGAUUUGAAUCGUGAUGGCUUUGAAGAUAUUUUGGUCUGGGAUGAUGGACCGGAUUCUCGUAUUAGUCUACUUCUUGGAAGUGGCACAAAACUUAAUGGUAGAGUAAUGGUAGGAAUGAUUACCCAUAUGUUGAUGAGUGACAUUAUUGUUGCAGAUUUUAAUAAUGAUACUUUGCCAGACUUGGCUGUUUCAUGUAUACGUAGGCAGGAGCUUGGUUUGCUAUCUGGAUAUAAAAAUGGUUGUUGUCGCUUAGAUAAAAUAUUUAAAAUUGAAAAACCUAUGAAUCCAUUUAAAAUCGCAACUGCUGAUUUCAAUUGUGAUGGUUAUUUAGAUAUUGUUUUUAGCGAAUUUGAUCCAUUUCGAAUACAAAUACUUGUUGGAUCGAAAUAUGGCAAUUAUCAUUUAGAAGAAGUAUUUACAGAGCAAUUGAAUAGUACUUAUAUUUGGAUCGAUGUUGGUGAUUUUAACGGAGAUAAUUAUCCAGAUAUAAUUGCUUUAGAUCAAUCAUUUGGCUUUAUCUUCGUGCUAUUAAAUACUAACAAAUGUUGUUUACAUAAACAUUGA